AUGGAGGCAUCGCCAGCGUCUAGGGAUUUGUCGUUUUCUCUUGCGUUCAAACGGCAUGCAGAUAAAGAUUUGGACGACGUGUUAGACGCUUAUACAGACAUCAAGAGCUUGAAGAAGGAGAAAACGUUACAUGCGGACUCACCCGGAGACGAAUCUAGAGAAGCUCUUGCUUUCUUGAACCUGAAGACCGGUAUUAAAAAACAAACAUCUUCUAGUGAUGAAGACAACUCGAUGGAGGAGGCGUCAGUGGAGAAUGCGAAAAUUGAACACGACUUUCUCUUGGGUCGUGGUAUGGUGGAAGGGGGCGUAGGUGACAACAUCGUGGAAGCAAAAAUGAAGACUACACUGGAAGGCCAACCGGAUGUGGGGGGCACUGUAGAAGCGGAAUUUCUUCAGAGGUGUGGGAUUUGAAGAG
Messenger RNA from Amoebophrya sp. A25, 415 nucleotides. NCBI's taxonomy places the organism in Eukaryota, Dinophyceae, Syndiniales, Amoebophryaceae. The record is from the annotation of a GenBank genome assembly.